UGAAAGACACCUCCUCCAGUCGCUGCUUGACGUCAGGGUAGAUCCCGCAACGAAAGAGAAUUGCAGAUAGAUAAAGAGGCAGAAGAGGACCGUCCAUCCGUCCGUAGGAGCAGACGAUCAGUUCCUGAGUGGAAAUCAACUAUACAAUGCCUUUAGGAGAGGAUGAAAAUGGAUGGAAAAAGAAGACCACUGACAUCAAGGAAAAUUAUGAUUUCAAGGAGGUCUUGGGGACAGGUGCGUUCUCUGAGGUGUUCCUGGCUGAGGAGAAGAAGACCCAGCGACUUGUGGCCAUUAAAUGCAUCCCUAAGAAAGCUUUGCAGGGAAAGGAGAACAGCAUUGAGAAUGAGAUUGCUGUGCUACACAGAAUAAAACAUGAGAAUAUUGUUUCACUGGAAGACAUCUUCGAAAGUCAGUCGCAUUUGUAUUUGGUCAUGCAGCUCGUAUCGGGGGGAGAGCUCUUUGACAGGAUUGUGGAAAAAGGCUUCUACACAGAAAGAGAUGCCAGCAAACUCAUUCGGCAGAUUUUAGAUGCGGUCAAAUAUCUGCAUGAUAUGGGCAUUGUGCACAGAGACUUGAAGCCAGAGAAUCUGUUGUACUAUAGUAUGGAGGAGGACUCCAAUAUCAUGAUCAGUGACUUUGGCCUGUCUAAGAUCGAGGACUCGGGAAGUGUGAUGUCAACUGCCUGUGGAACACCUGGAUACGUAGCUCCAGAGGUCCUGGCACAAAAACCGUACAGCAAAGCUGUAGACUGUUGGUCCAUAGGAGUGAUUUCUUAUAUUCUUUUAUGUGGCUACCCUCCGUUUUAUGAUGAAAAUGACGCCAAGCUGUUCGAGCAGAUUCUCAGAGCAGAGUAUGAGUUCGACUCUCCGUACUGGGACGACAUCUCUGACUCAGCCAAAGAUUUCAUCAGUCACUUGAUGGAGAAAGAUCCGACUGUGAGAUACACAUGUGAACAGGCUUUACAGCACCCAUGGAUUUCUGGAGACACGGCUCUCGACAGGAACAUUCAUGAGUCUGUCAGUGCUCAGAUCAAGAAGAACUUUGCCAAAAGCAAAUGGAAGCAAGCAUUCAACGCGACAGCAGUGGUCAGACACAUGCGGAGACUGCAGCUGAGCACCAGCCUAGAGGGGCCGAGCCAAAUCAGCAGCACCAGCCCCUACCACAGACACCUGCUCCUGCCCGCCAAAGAGCUGGACCACGAGGAGGACGAGAAUGAGGACGAGGACCACAACAGUUCCUCGAGUGCGGAUGGGCGUCGAGGCAGUGCUGAUCGGGACAGUCUCAGAAGCUGUACUUACUGCUGCCGACCAGCCAGUAGGAUCUGAAGCGGAACUCGGAGCCCAGCAGAACCUAGAGGAACCCAGAACCCAUGCACGUCCAUCGCACCAGUCUGACCCGGAACACAGAGCUUUCCUGGUAACAUGCACUAGAUGGAGCCAGUGCUGCUGGUGGGACGUGAGAGGAGAGCGUCAUUGUUCCAGACAUUCAGACUUGGGUAUAAUCAUAGACAGAUAGUAACUCCGCUGUCGUUUUCAUUUGAUUACUAUUUCUGUACCCCAACCAAAGACAAAAAUAGGUUUAAGUUGUACGUUUAUGGAAGGUUUAAUUAUUUGUUUGUAUAUGUUGUUUAUUUUAUUACCAUUCUUUUUUUAAGAAAAAGUUCAGGUCUGUACCCCGUAGCAAUUUGGACUUUCUUGGAAAGCCACUAGUUAUACAAUGUCUCAACAAAUAUUAGUGUCUUAAUAAGCCCCACUUGCUCAGGCGAGAAGUUCAUCAGAAAAAAAAAAAAGAUAAUUAUAUUAUUUUUAGGCCUUAAUACAUUGUGGUUUUGUUUUGUAAGGUCUGUUGGGUAGAGAGGUGUCCAUGUUGUUGAGUUUGUGAUCUGGUUCAGACUGGUACAAAGCUGCAUAUGAAGUCAGGGCAGGAGUAUUUCCAAGCUGUAUUUCCAAACGGAGAUCACAGAAACUUGUUGUGGGUAUAAACCUUCUUUGAAGAGUGUGGACAGAACAGGGCUUAGGAGCGUUGAGCCACAGUCCAGAUGCUUUUUUUACACCCAGAUUAAAUGCAAUACUUCGAUAAUAUCCACCAAUAAAGAGUUCUAAUUUUAGAUUUAUGGGGCAAAAGUAGUCUGUAGCUCAGUUCCAAAACCUACAUUUAAAAAUUAUUGAUUUAGAUCUUAAUUUAAGAUGUAUGUUUUUGAAUUUGCAUAUAAAAUAUCCAGCUAUUUGAAUUACAGUUUUAACAUGAAAAUUCAUGCAUAUUUGACAAUCAUACAUAAAUGAAAGUAGCAAGAUUUCUGUAAAAUUACUAAGAAAAUGUAAACAUGUUUAUAUUUUUAAUGAUCAAUAAAUCAGAUUUUUUUUUUUUUAUCGAAUGCAUAUUCCUAAUUAAAUAUUGGUUGUUCUAGAGCAAGCCAUAUUUUAACCAUGUUCUUAUUUUAUUUUAACAGAAUAAAUUUGAUUGUUUGCACAAUAAACAGAUUAAGACAAAUUCAAAGCAUUUUUAUAAACUAAUUUUGACAAAUGAAACAGGUGAGAUUUUUUGCAAUAAUACUAAUGUGUUUUAAAUAUACAGUAACCAGGCUUUUUAUAUAUUUACCACCCAUACAUCAAAUUUGAUUAUCUAUCUUAUUAGUCAAAUUAAUAUAUAAUGAGCACAUUUUAGCUAACCAUAUUCGUACUUUUAUUUUAACUAAAUAAACAGAUUUACACUGAUAAGCAGUUCGAAUAAAUGCAUUUUGAGAAUAUAAUUAUUUAAAUAAAAUUCCAUAGAUGCAAAUAGUUCAUAAUAAACUAUGCCAUGCUUUUUCUGUGUGUUGUUUAGAAAUCGUAUCCAUUUCAUUUAUUCAUGACUGACGAAUAUGCAUUACAUUAAGUUUAUUCGUUUGUUUACACUAAAGCUGUGGAAUUCAAAUAAAUGGUAAUAUUACACAAUUCAAAUACAUGAAUCUUAAAUGUAAGCCCAAGUUUAGUGAGAAGGAAUCAGAUGCACACUCCUGGUCCAAAAUAUGUCUUUUAAGACGCCUCAUAAAUCUAAGGCAAAUUGUAUCCUUUGCUGUGAAAGCAAUCUCAUAAUGCAGUGCAACAAGCUCAGUAAAUAUAUAUAAAAAAUAAUGAAUAAAAACACCAUUUUAGACAAUAUUUGUGAGAGCUGUGGAUUUAUGCUUUUUAGAGUAUGCUGGCAUCAACUUCUGUUGCAGUUGUGAGUCGAGUGUCGUAUUGCGGUUCACACGUGAGGCACUAUUUGUAGAUUGUUUUAAAAUCAGUUACUUAUAAGGUUCUGUUUAAAUUAUUCUGCCUAUUCGAAGGGUUUGGGAACAGAUGUUGAUGAACUACUUUGUCGCAACAGUGAUUUAGUUCUGCAACCGCAAUGAUUUAUCGGUUCAUGAUUAUCAGUUAUUCUAUGUUUUGCUUGUUGUGGGAGCUGAUUGGUUGAUUGGUUAAGGUUCUUUUGUUUGGGUUGCUGGCCGUAAUCAGUACUGUUCUCCUGUGAAGAAGACGUCUAAUGUUUGCAUGACCUCGUAAAAAUAUGUUUACAAGAGCGAUGAUCAAAAUAGACAAUAUACAUAAACAUAGUCUUAUCUUUAAAAUACUAAUCAUAAAAUAAGACAUACUAUUUCUGUCACGAGUCAUUUGGGAGUCACAAGAAAUGUGGACACUUAAUCUAUUUCUUUUUAUAAAAUAUACAUAUAACAUUAUCUUAAGAACUCAAUACUGGCCUCAUUUUAAAACUGGAUUAAUAAUAAAAAAAAAAAAAACAUUUAUCACCUUGAUAAUAUAUAAUAUCUAUGCCAAUUUGCGCAUAUUACAAACUUGAAGCCAACAAUGAUACAAAUAAAACGUUUUUGUUUUUUGCUAAUGGAUACCUAAUAUUAAAAACAUCUUUAAACCAUGAAUGAUUACACACUCCGUCUAUGUGAUGUAACUGUAUUUAUCAUUUAUUUGCAUAAAGUCCAUUUCUAGGUUGUCUGAACAGUGUUGUCAAUGCAACAGCAUUUUGAUUUUCAGUGUAAAAUGCUUUUUAUUUCAAUGUAAUAUUUAUUCAUUUCAAUGAAAUUCUAAAAUAUUAUGUACAUCAAUAAUUAAAAUAUUUAAUUUUAGAACUGCGUCAUACCCGAGUGCAAUCAUCGAUUUAAUUAGUAUAAAAUUGCAACGGUCUAACGAGCAGUUCAGCAAUCAGUUCAUUAUGAUAAUUAUGCAAACUGCCUCAGAAGGGCUGAUUAAAUAUCAUUAGAAGUCAUCUACGACUUACUUUGGCUUUUGGAAAGUAUACACCCCAGUUUUGGGUUAGUUAAUUCCUCCCUUGAUCAAUUUUUUUUUUUCAUAUGGAAGUGCACACACUUCAGGAAGUGAAGAGGAGACACAAAUACAGUAUGUGUAUUAUACAUAAAGUCAAUGUAUACAUAUAUUGUACAUCUUUUUUGUAAAAGCUACAAAUUUAUGGAUGCAAUGCAUCAUGUGUUAUCGAUGGAGUUAUGAAGAGCCAAUGAUUUGUACCCUUAAAGAUAUACAGGUAGUAGCACGUUAUGAAUAAACACUCCUUGUCUAUG
Messenger RNA from Carassius gibelio (silver crucian carp), 4549 nucleotides. It is a transcript of the gene camk1a, whose product is annotated as calcium/calmodulin-dependent protein kinase Ia. The record is from RefSeq and is a predicted model, not a curated record. Gene Ontology annotation, biological process: peptidyl-serine phosphorylation. Lineage: Eukaryota; Metazoa; Chordata; Actinopteri; Cypriniformes; Cyprinidae. Gene Ontology annotation, molecular function: calcium/calmodulin-dependent protein kinase activity; ATP binding; calmodulin binding. Bases 147 to 1325 code for a protein of 392 amino acids. Gene Ontology annotation, cellular component: intracellular anatomical structure. The transcript is spliced from 12 exons.